This is a messenger RNA of Penicillium cataractarum, 2322 nucleotides long. RefSeq lists its product as uncharacterized. The coding region runs from base 1 to 2322 and encodes 773 amino acids. The transcript has a single exon. Gene Ontology annotation, molecular function: mRNA guanylyltransferase activity; protein tyrosine/serine/threonine phosphatase activity. The record is from RefSeq and is a predicted model, not a curated record. Lineage: Eukaryota; Fungi; Ascomycota; Eurotiomycetes; Eurotiales; Aspergillaceae. Gene Ontology annotation, biological process: 7-methylguanosine mRNA capping; dephosphorylation.
AUGGGGAACGAUGGCGCUGGCAGUUCGAUCUCUGCUCUUCACGAGUCACUGUCUUCACAGUCCGUUAAUCGAUCAGGCAUCGCGGCCGUUUUGCACCUGUAUCACUCUGCGCGCAUCGCUGCCCAACAGGCCUCUUGGUCUUCCCUCGCAGCUUACCUUCGCUCCCUCUACCGCAAUGACUCUGUGAAUUGGGGGCAAGUAGCAUUCUUGACUACCUGCGUGAUCACGAUGGUCGGUUGUGGCUUGUUCUCGUCGCUCAUCUGGCGAUUGCGGUCGCCGGAGAAGAGAAAAUCUUCUUCCCGACCGCGCCUGGGUUUGCGCAAGCGCUCGACCAAGUCUUCCACCAAGCCUCUUACCUCCUCGGACGAUGAUUACGAGGAUGAUGACUAUGAUAGCAACGGCUCGUUGCGCCAUGGUACUGAACCUCAUCGCCAGGCAACUGAGUGGUCGUCACAGCCUCAGCAGCAGACCUCCGAUGGUAAGCGAGAUUCCAGUGUUGACUUUUCCCCCUUCACCAUUGCCAAUUAUAAUUUCGCUAACACUUUAAAAGCAUUCAAGACAGAUCCCGGUAUUUUGAGGAAGUUCACCACCUACAACCCUUACACUACCUCCGUCGCGACAUACCCGGCCGUUCGAACUUUUUAUUCCCCCCACCCGAACCUCAGUCGCCUUCCCGAUAAGCCAUCUCCCGUUCCUCUGCUAGUGUUCAUCCACGGUCUCGGAGGGUCGCUGGCCCAAUUCCACCACCUCCUUACAAGUCUUUCCAAUGUUGGAUCGUGCUUUGGCAUUGAUCUGCCGGGUUGCGGUCUGUCCAAGUUCGCGCCCACCGAUUGGAACGCAUACACCGUGGAGGCGUUGGCCGAGUUGAUUGCUGUCGCGAUUGAGAGACAUCGUGAUCGAGAGAAUGGCCAGGGCGUGAUCCUUGUGGGCCACAGUCUGGGAUGUUCCCUGUCUGCUCUGCUCGCUUCGUCCUCCUCUCCCAUUGGAAAGGAUUUGAAGGAACAUAUCCUUGGUCUAAUCGCGGUCUGCCCUCGCGCCACACCUCCAUCGGCCAAUGAGGUUACAACCUUCCGCCGCUUGCUCUCUAUUCCUGACCCGAUCUUUAACUUGUGGCGUCUUUGGGACCGCCGUGGUGGUAUCAAGAGUACAAGUGUGAUGCGAAUGGUCGGCAGCGACGCGGAUGAAGAGACACGAGGUCUCCAAGUCCGUUUCAACAAGCAGAGUCGAACGCCAGUCUGGCGUCGCAUGGCUUGGGGCACGCUUCCUGAUUACAGCCAGGAUGAACCCGUCGGAGGUAUCCCUGGAGAUAAGGUCUGGGCUGCCAUUCACAUGCCCAUGCUGUUGGUUGCAGGCGAGGCAGACUCGGUGACCAAGCCGGUGGAGAUCCAGAAACUGCUCCAAUUCUUCGGUGAUGUUUCUGCGCAUACCACCAUUGAUACUAGCGGAAGCAGCAUCAUCCCCGAUGCCUCGCGAGUUCACGACCAGGGUUCAGCCUCGUCCACGGGUCUUGCCCACGAGGAAAAGUUUGGCCUCCAGCCUACCGAAGGUGAGAAGCUGAUCGGGCAGCCAAACCGUAAUGAUACUGGCCGCAAGCGACUUGUCAAGUCAGCCAUUCUCCCGGCGCCAGCUUCUCAUGCUUUGCUUUACGAUCGAGCAACAUAUCGUACACUUUCGGGCAUUAUCCAGGACUUCUUGUCCCAGCAUAUUGACCAGCGCCUGGGUCUGGGGUGGCAACUCCAAUACAUGAACACAUCAGGAAAGUGGGACGUGAAGAACCUCGCCAAGUGGCAGAAGGUUGCGCCCGUCUCUCAACCGAUCGCAAAUACCUUUGCUGCGCUGAAGAUGCUUCGUGAGGUUGACGAAGAGCACAACCCAGUGCUAUUCUCUCAGAAAUACCAAGGCCGCAUUUACGCUGUCGUUGAUAUUAGCCACGAAAGCCCAGUCUACAACCCGUUGACUAUGGAGAAGGGCGGUAUUCACUACAACAAGCAUCCCACUGUGUCCAAAAUUCCUCCCACUCCCGACGAGACUCGCGACUUUAUCGCCCUGGUCGAUCGGCUUCAAAGGGAGAUCGACGAUCAGAUGGAGAAGCGCGAGGACACUACUUUGCCCCGGCCACUGGUUGGCGUCCACUGCCACUAUGGAUACAAUCGCACUGGUUUCCUGAUUGUGUGCUACCUCAUCGAGCGUCUGGGCUUUGGCGUCCAGGAUGCCAUUGAUGAGUUCAACCGGUGCCGUCCCCCUGGUAUUCGGCACGGGCAUUUCAUUGAUACUCUCUUUGUUCGAUAUUGCGUCGGACUGAAGAGAGCCCCAACCCUGUAA